This is a messenger RNA of Malassezia pachydermatis, 1743 nucleotides long. RefSeq names its product phd zn-finger protein. NCBI's taxonomy places the organism in Eukaryota, Fungi, Basidiomycota, Malasseziomycetes, Malasseziales, Malasseziaceae. Gene Ontology annotation, biological process: negative regulation of silent mating-type cassette heterochromatin formation; negative regulation of rDNA heterochromatin formation. The record is from RefSeq and is a predicted model, not a curated record. Gene Ontology annotation, cellular component: Rpd3L complex; Rpd3L-Expanded complex. Bases 1 to 1743 code for a protein of 580 amino acids. The transcript has a single exon.
AUGACAGACGAACCGUCCGACGAGGCCAUGGCACCGUCGCCUGUGACGCAACCUACCUCUGAGGGAGGUGUAAAGGUGGAGACGGAGACUAAAUGGAGCACUGAUCAAAUGCAGAGGGAAGCGGAGCCUGACGCAGAAAUGCAAGACCAUGACAAUGGUGAUAACGAGGCAUCCGCGGACGGCAAAGUUGAGGAGGAAGACCAGGCUGGCAACGCUACGCCUCCUCGUGAUGCGGCUAGUGAUGAAGAAGAAAAGACUCCGAUGCGGCGCUCACGCCGCACGACCGCGCAGGAAGAUGCCAUGAAAGAAGACCCUACAGACGACAUGGUCGACUAUGACGAGGCGUCCGCCCAAGUGGAUGGGGGCGAUGCCGGCGACGAAGGCGUGACGCGCUGCAUUUGUGGUAGCACUGAUGAAAAUUUAGGUUUGAUGAUUCAGUGCGAGACGUGCAAAUGCUGGCAGCACUGUUCAUGUAUGGGUAUGCAUACGGAAGAAGAUUGCCCUGAUGUGUACUAUUGCGAGCAAUGCAGGCCUGAGAACCAUAUUGAGCUACUUCGCUCCUUGGGAUUCCUUCCGUCCUCCAAGAACGGCAAGCGCGGUCCAGCACGGAGUCGGAAUGCGAAAGAGACCGCACGUGAGCUACGGGAAGCGCGUGAUGCUGUGCGUGCUAUGGCCGAGGAAAAUGCAGCGCGUCUCCGUGGGGAGAUGACAAGUCGUGAUCGACGGUCUACACAGGCUUCACGUACGGCUGCAGAGCCUCGAGCCACACCCAAGCGACGAACGCUGAACAGCCGCGACAUUGGCGAAGAUGGAUGGGAGCAGAUUCCGCCAGAGUUGCUCAGUGAGGAAACACAGCCUGUGGACGAAGACGUAGAUGAGUCACGCAAGCGUAAGCGCAGCAACGAGGCGCAGGAGGAAACAGCGGCCAGUCAAGCACCAGCACAAGACGCAGGCAAACGCCGACGUACAGGUAUGUCUGAGUCGCCUGUCAAAGAGCGACGCUCGAACGAGAGCAAACGUGAAACGCCUAUGCCGGAACGCAGUCGGAAAGAUCGAUCGACGCCCUUGGCGCGGGACGUGGAUGCGAAGUCCAAACACCCGAACCAAUAUACCUACCGCCAGCAGCGCCAGGAUACGCCAUUGAGUGCCGUGCCGGCACGUACGCGAGAAGCACGUCGCGCUGGACGCGAGAGUGUAUCGCGAUCAGGUACGCCAUUGCCGGAGGCAGGGAGUCGCCUGCCGAACAAUACGCUGCCGGAGCACCUGGCACAUUUGGCGUACUUGAUGCCGCCCAUGGUCGGUGAAAGUACAGAGGAGAGCGAGACAUCGACGCCGGCUGUCGUCGCGAAGCCUGGCGGUCCAGAGCCUUUUGCAUUGGUGACACCGAUCGAUCCUGCGAUCAAAAUUCGAUACCCACAAAAGCGCAUGACGCUCGGUGAGAUGCGGAAACGUGUGCGCACGAUUGGCGAAUAUGUGACACGCGUCCAAAUCGAGGCGGUAGAGCGCGAGAAGCGUGUCACAUUUUUACGCGAUCUAGCCAAGGUGUCCUCUACCACAGACGAUGUGGCAGGCGAGGACCAGCAGCCAGAGGCUGAGCGCCAGGACGACACAUCGUCGAUUCACAUGAGCAUUCGACUGGUUGAACAGCUUACGCGUGACUUGAAUACCUUCCAGCGGCGGUUUGCGCAGACAGGUUCUGUGUCACGCAGUGAUGCUUCCACGGAGGCUGUAUCUGCUCCAUAG